AUGCCACGACCAGAUCCGAGCAGUCUCACACUGAACCACCACAAACCUCUUACCACAUUCGCACCCUACCUAACAAGCUUAUUACAGAAUGUACCAACACUCCAAAUGAGAGUAGCCAAUCUAAGUUGCUACGAUCAUAUAUCCAAAUGUAAGGCCAAACUUACAUGGCGACCUCUCGAUGAAGGUGGAGACGGUAAGAGUUGGAAGGGAGUCAUUCAAGUUGAUUGUACACCAGGUACGCUAAUUGAUUGCAGAUGGACAAAACAUGAUCAAGAAUUGAUUAAUAAAGAGAGAAGAGAGUGGAUGGUGAUUCCUUAUGAUCCUGGUAAUUGGAAUUAUGAUGAUCCUGAUGAAAUUGUCAGAUUCUCUGCUCUACGAAAUCAAAGACAGAUAAAUGAAGAAUUAUCCAGAUUGUUCGAGAACCCUUCUACCACUGGGACCACUGGGACUAGUGAGGUGGUAGGUGAAAAGAUGAAUAAACAAAAAACAUUGGAUUCGACCAAGAUCAAAGAAGUGAAUUGGCGUACAAACAGACCGAGUGAGAUGUCAAUUGAUACUAUCCAGACUUUUGGUGAUACGAUGGAAAUUCCUAUAGGAUAUAACAGUAUGAACAGAUCCGAUUUAACAAAUAACCAAUUGAUUGGUAUUGAUAAUAAGACAGAAGAUGAAGAAUUGACUAAAGUCCUCUUUUGGUCCAAUCGAUUGAUCAAUUCCCUACCAUUUCGCAAGAGCUGCGAAGAAGAUGAAGAUGAAGACAAUCGAGCGAUGUUCUUAUCCCAGUUCGAAUUGAAAUGUCAAACGUGGACAAAAGAUGAUCCUCAUGGAUAUUCGUUCGAGGUUUACAUCGACCAAGAUCAAUUUCCGAACGGAAGCGCAAGCAAGAACCAGAACAAGGCUGGACCGAGUGAUAAUCCGGAUUGGAGAUCGAAUAGGAUCUGGAUAAGGGAUUACAGAAAGAAUUAG
Molecule: messenger RNA, 963 nt
Organism: Kwoniella botswanensis
Lineage: Eukaryota; Fungi; Basidiomycota; Tremellomycetes; Tremellales; Cryptococcaceae
Exons: 1
Coding region: 1-963 (320 amino acids)
Source: RefSeq, a predicted model, not a curated record